Rhopalosiphum maidis (corn leaf aphid) is the source of this 561-nucleotide messenger RNA. RefSeq names its product mitochondrial import inner membrane translocase subunit Tim9-like. The record is from RefSeq and is a predicted model, not a curated record. The coding region runs from base 187 to 477 and encodes 96 amino acids. NCBI's taxonomy places the organism in Eukaryota, Metazoa, Arthropoda, Insecta, Hemiptera, Aphididae. The transcript is spliced from 3 exons.
CUUUUAUUUAAUGAUUUACAUUUUACAUGUUUCACGUCGUACCGGUUGAAAAAAAAUCAAUUCCAAAUUUUUGCACUUUUGUUGCAAUUCAUUUUGAUUUGUUCGUUUCAACAUUAGAAUUAGAAAAUAGAUAAAAUAGAUAAUACUAUAACUAAUAAUAACCGUCAACCAACACUUAACUUUAUAAUGGAUAACACAAAUGCAAGCGUGACUGAUAGCAAUAUGGAUUUUGAUGCUUCUCAACUGGCCAGUGUUAAAGAGAUAUUUAAGUCAUACAAUAAAUUAACAGAGUUAUGUUUUAUGGAUUGUGCAACAGAUUUUACAGUAGGCGAUCUUAAAAGUGAUGAAGUAAGGUGUGCUGAAAAUUGUACAAGCAAAUUUCUUAAAGCUUCUGAAAGAAUGACACAAAGAUUUCAAGAGUAUCAAUUAAUUAUGAAUGAACAUGUGAUUACUGCUCAACAAAAUGCCAAUGUAUAAAAUAUUACCAUUUACAUAGUACAUAAAGACUAUUUAAACAGUUUUAAGUUUUAGAAUCAUAAAUAUACUUUAAAUGUAAUGUUA